Lucilia sericata (common green bottle fly) is the source of this 528-nucleotide messenger RNA. RefSeq lists its product as uncharacterized. Bases 1 to 528 code for a protein of 175 amino acids. The transcript is spliced from 3 exons. Lineage: Eukaryota; Metazoa; Arthropoda; Insecta; Diptera; Calliphoridae. The record is from RefSeq and is a predicted model, not a curated record.
AUGCAUUUCAAAAGUGUAGUCGUGAUUUUCAUCAGUUUUUUAGCUUUAACAUUAAGCACUGUUAGAUUUACAAACAUUAAAUGUGAAGAAUUAAGACCAAAAUUUGCCACCAUUUCGAAAUGUCAACUUAAAAUGGUACAACGCGGUGUGGCAGCUCUAGACAUUUAUGUUAAACUCUUGCAAAUACCAGUAACAAAUAUAACGGUGACUUCGAGUUUGUACAAAAAAGCCAAUGGUUUUCGACCAUUUUUGUACAAUACUACCACAAACUUUUGUGAGUUUUUGAAAAAUAAAAGAAAAUAUCCUUUUUUCAAUAUAGUUAUGGAUAUGUUUUACAAAGCUUCUAAUGUAAAUCACAGCUGUCCUUAUAAUCAUGACAUUAUUUUGCGUAAUGUAAUUUUAAAAGAUUCCAUGUUUAAACAUUUGCCACUGCCAGGAGGUGAAUAUAUGAUCAAUUUGACGGUAUACGCCUACAAUGAUCCGAAGGCUGUUGUAAAAGCUUACUUUCAACAGUUAGAAAGCAUUUAA